GGAGAUUUUUUUCAUUUUGUUAUUUUAAGUUGAUUGUCAACAGAUAUGAAAGGCACAUCUUUUAAUUGGAUUGAUCCUUUGGUUACUAGGCAGAGAGAGAUGAAUCUACUCCAGGUUGGCACCCAGAGAAACAACACUGCAUCUUCCUGGCUUGUGAAAUUCAGUGUUCUUUGGCUUCUUAGUCAGAGCUGUUGCAAAGCCAGCACGGUUUGGACCGCUUACAUGAACAUAUCAUAUCAUGUUGGGAAUCGCAUGCUGUCAGAGUUAGGGGAAACUGGAGUAUUUGGACGAAGCUCCACUCUGAAGAGAGUGGCAGGAGUUAUUGUGCCACCAGAUGGAAAACCACAAAAUGCCUGUAAUCCCAAUACCAGUUUCAGCAGAUCAAAGAAUUCAGAGACGUGGCUUGCACUUAUCGAACGGGGAGGUUGUCCCUUCACACAGAAAAUUAAGGUGGCUGUUGAGAAGGGAGCCAGUGGAGUGAUGAUCUAUAACUUUCCAGGAACUGGCAAUCAGGUUUUUCCUAUGUCUCAUCAGACAUUCGAAGACAUCGUUGUAGUGAUGAUUGGUAACUUAAAAGGCAUGGAGAUUUUGCAUUUAAUUCGGAAGGGAAUUCACGUUACAGUCAUAGUUGACGUGGGGAGAAAACACAUCAUCUGGAUGAAUCAUUAUUUCGUCUCUUUUGUGAUUGUCACAACCGCUACUUUAGCAUACUUCAUCUUUUAUCAUAUUCGAAGAUUUUGGGUAGCAAGGAUUCAGAGCAGGAGAUGGCUGCGGUUAGAGACAGAUCUCAAGAUAGCAUUUGGCCAGCUCCAACUUCGGGUACUGAAAGAAGGGGAUGAGGAAGUAAGUCCAAAUGGAGAUAGUUGUGUAGUUUGCUUUGAACUCUACAAGCCUAAUGACACAGUUCGUAUUCUGACUUGUAAACAUUUUUUCCACAAGAAUUGCAUUGACCCUUGGAUUCUAGCCCAUGGAACAUGCCCCAUGUGCAAAUGUGACAUUCUUAAUGCUUUGGGGAUUCAAGUGGAUGUUGAAGAUGGAACACAAUCAUUGCAAGUUCUGAUGUCAAAUGAAUGGCCUGGUAUUUUACCACCUAGUGAAGAGGAGACAAAUAAUGCACUUCCUCCUGCAAGGCAGUCAGAUAAAGUGACCCACGUGGAAGAGGCGGAGGAGCACACUGCUUCUCAGAAUGACGGCCAGUCUAACUCAGUAGAUGCUCAUCCUUCACCUUGA
Molecule: messenger RNA, 1230 nt
Organism: Pteronotus mesoamericanus
Lineage: Eukaryota; Metazoa; Chordata; Mammalia; Chiroptera; Mormoopidae
Gene: RNF133
Product: ring finger protein 133
Exons: 1
Coding region: 46-1230 (394 amino acids)
Biological process (GO): ubiquitin-dependent protein catabolic process
Cellular component (GO): endoplasmic reticulum membrane; late endosome; Golgi apparatus
Molecular function (GO): ubiquitin protein ligase activity
Source: RefSeq, a predicted model, not a curated record